Messenger RNA from Perognathus longimembris pacificus (Pacific pocket mouse), 2745 nucleotides. It is a transcript of the gene Phospho1, whose product is annotated as phosphoethanolamine/phosphocholine phosphatase 1. Gene Ontology annotation, molecular function: phosphatase activity. NCBI's taxonomy places the organism in Eukaryota, Metazoa, Chordata, Mammalia, Rodentia, Heteromyidae. Gene Ontology annotation, biological process: bone mineralization involved in bone maturation. The record is from RefSeq and is a predicted model, not a curated record. The transcript has 5 exons. Bases 907 to 1821 code for a protein of 304 amino acids.
GCCGCGGCUCGGGCUCGGGCUCCGGCUCCCGGGCAUUUAAAGGGGACGCGGCGGCGGCGGCGGCGGCGGCCCGGGGGAAUGGGGGGCAGGUGGGGGAAGCCAUCCAGACGCACGUCAUCCACGGUCCUUCGGGACUGGAGGGACUCGUGAGCCGGAGCCCAGGAAUCCGGGGGUGGAUAAAACACCGCGCUCCCCCCCCCCCCAAUUCCGUAAGCACCCCGUGCUCUAUCUUGCGCCCUAAUAUAGCCAGACCCCCUUCUCCCCACUCUUUACACUCAAACUCAGCCGGGACAGACCUCUGCCACCGCCGCCCCCACCCUUGAAGAGGAGAUCCUGCUCCCUUUACUCAGAGGGACUGUGAUCACUCAGGACAAAGCUGCUGGAGUGGGAGUGGUAUCUCCUGACCUUUCUCCUCUGACUGCCAGGUCCUAGAACAUUCAUGAUAUCAGCAUGGAUUGAUUGGGAUAUGACCUGCCUCCUUCCCCCAAUAUAUGUCAUUCUAUGGCCUCUAAAUCUCCUUCAUCCUUCCUUUAACCUAUGUCUCCUCUCUCCGAGGCCCUCCUAUUUUUUGUUCACUGCCCCCUUGAGCUUUGCCCUUCCCUCUCCCAAUUCAAUUCCUUGACUUAAAAGUUCUUGGGAAAAAGACUCAUAUCUUAUCUCUAAGGAAAAUUAUGUGCAUCCAAUCAUGGAAGUAGGGAGACAGGAGACAUCUCUGGAGGGUUUCCAGAGCUUGUGUCCUGUUCCUAGGAUGUACCACACUCUGUCCCAGCGAAACUGUCACCUUGACAAAGUCAGAGGGGUUUAAACUGUUACCCACUCUCACCACCAGAGGGCAGCAGACAACCAGACCGUUGCUCCUCCAACUCUUGCCUCUCAGUAUCUCCCUGUCUUUCCCAGUGGCUUCUGAUGUCUCACUCAACCCAUGGAUGGAGUGGUGGGAGGGUUCAGAGGUGCUCUGGACAACAGCUGGAGGCCAACAGAGUCCCUAGACAAGGUGCUCAGGGUGAUGUGCUGACGAUGAGCGGGUGUUUUCCAGUUGCCGGCCUCCGGUGCCUGUCUAGGGACGGCGGGAUGGCGGCGCAGGGCGCGCCACGCUUCCUCCUGACCUUCGACUUCGACGAGACCAUCGUGGAUGAAAACAGCGACGACUCGAUCGUGCGCGCUGCUCCGGGCCAGAGGCUGCCCGAGAGCCUGCGCGCCACCUACCGCGAGGGCUUCUACAACGAGUACAUGCAGCGCGUGUUCAAGUACCUGGGUGAGCAGGGCGUGCGGCCCCGGGACCUGCGCGCCGUCUAUGAGGCCAUCCCCCUGUCGCCGGGCAUGGGCGACCUGCUGCAGUUCAUAGCCAAGCACGGCUCCUGCUUCGAGGUUAUUCUCAUCUCCGAUGCCAACACCUUCGGCGUCGAGAGCGCGCUGCGCGCCGCCGGCCACCACGGCCUCUUCCGCCGCAUCCUGAGCAACCCGUCGGGGCCCGACGCCAGGGGACAGCUGGUCCUGCGGCCCUUCCACACCCACAGCUGCACGCGCUGCCCGGCCAACAUGUGCAAGCACAAGGUGCUCAGCGACUACCUGCGCGAGCGGGCUCGCGACGGCGUGCACUUCGAGCGCCUCUUCUACGUGGGCGACGGCGCCAACGACUUCUGCCCCAUGGGGCUGCUGGCGGGCGGGGACGUGGCCUUCCCGCGCCGCGGCUACCCCAUGCACCGCCUCAUCCAGGAGGCGCAGAAAGCCGAGCCCAGCUCCUUCCGCGCAGGCGUGGUGCCCUGGGAAACCGCCGCCGACGUACGCCUUCAUCUGCAACAGGUGCUGAAGACGUGCUAAGGACCGCCGCCGCCUGCAGGGGGCGCUCGAGGCGACGGCGCGGAGAAGGGGCCCGGGCCGCGCGCCAGGGGUGGGGGAGUGGGAAAGACAAACCUAGUUUUACCAUUCCCUCUUCCCUUUCGCUUUGCUACGUCCCUCCGGGAAUUUCUGGAGUUGGUUUUUUUUGUUUUGUUUUUUGGUUGUUUUUUUCCCAUGGGGGGAGGGGGCUGAGAGCGGGGUUCGGGAGCCGUCCCUAUCUAUGCAGUUACCCCAGCUCGGCUGCCGCCUCCCCGUUUCCACUGCAAUCAGUGGAGUCUGGCCCAAUGGGGGUGUGGUGUGCAUGCCUCUAGAAAGGUAGCAGUGUUUCCAAAAUAUCCUGUCUUCCCAACUGGGAAAGGACUUCCUGGAAGGUGCCAGAAGGAACAUCUCCCACUGCUUUAAGUUGCCUCGGCCUGUGUAACUCCCCAUCCCCAGCCUUCUCUCCAAGAGACCCAGGAUCCCCCCACAUUGGCAAAGCCGCACACCAGACCCCCCCCCACGGACAGAUGACAGCUCCAGGCCUCCUUGAUCCUGCUUCCACCACUACAGCACCACCCUCUUGCUGUACUUGUUACACCUCCUUGCCUCACCCAAGACCCCCAGCCCAUCCCACCAAUACCCCUGAACCAGGAGAAACCAUCGCUUCCUGGUAGUGGGACGAGGGUAGCACACUGUCCACCUUGGGUUAAGGCCGACCAGGGACCUCUGAGCGUGAGAUUGUGUCCGUCCCUCGCACCCCAGCCUCGUCUAUGCAGCAAGAGACCAGGGACUUCACCAAAGUCGUCCUCCACGCCCCUCUCCUCCCAAUAUGGAACCGAAAGCCAUGAUGUUUUUAAGCAGAGCCAGGGAAGCCCAAGGUCCUCUUACCUCUGGUGUUUUAGACCUAUAAAAGGAGGUGAAGAGGGA